Molecule: messenger RNA, 2645 nt
Organism: Nasonia vitripennis (jewel wasp)
Lineage: Eukaryota; Metazoa; Arthropoda; Insecta; Hymenoptera; Pteromalidae
Exons: 2
Coding region: 547-1539 (330 amino acids)
Source: RefSeq, a predicted model, not a curated record
CGGAAGCCCGAAGCGCGCAGCUGCUGCUGCUGUUGCCCUCGGCGUGUGUACUCGCACGCGAGAAUGCAAAUAGCCCUUUAUAAAUUCGCUCAGAUUAAUUCUCACAUGCUCUGAGUCAAUUUCGCUUUCAUAAUUUCGUCCGGACUAUAUGCGCUGGAAGUAUGUGCGGGGGCACAGCUGGCGCACAGCUCUCGGAGUUGAUUAGUGAAUCGAGAGCCUCGGAGUGUAUGGAGUAUAUGGUUACCGUAAUCCGAUCCGAGCGCACAACAACGAAUCAGCGAAAAAUCAGCGGAAAGGCAUCUUUAUCCGUGAAUAUAGGAGCAGCAAUAACAGCCUCCAUUCAUGCCUGCAGUAGCGCAGAAAUUCAAGAUCAACAAGGUGCAGGCGCACAUUUACCAGGCGUUUCUCCAGCGAAUGACGAAUCCCACGCUGCGAUAACACGCGCACACAUGCGUCGGCCUCUGAUACGAUCAACGAGUCUCGCAAAACUCUCCCUUGGCAGUGUACAGCCGAGAUAUGCAGUCAGUGUGAGAGAGUCAGAUCAAUAUGCGCCGAAUCAGUCCUCGCCGGCGGCUCCCGCAAUUACUCCGGCUGCUGCUAUUCAUCGGGAUUUCUUCGGCUACACCAGACGCCGCCGCCAAUUACACCCUCGGCGAGUCCUACCGGGCACAAAGCCUCUCGACAUCGAUUUCCUCACCUUGGCCGCCGCCCUCGACUCGAGUGCGGAACAUCAAAGGGGCCGUUCCAGCGAAGACGAAGAGCACCGGAGACGUUACUUCGCGCCGGCUCCUCGUCCUCGUUGCUGAUGGAGACACCGGUGUGACCGCAGACGGUCUCGAGGAAAUUGGGAAGAAAUCCGGGCUCGCCGGCGAUUUUCGGGACUCGAGGGAUUUUAAAGCCGAUGACGCUUUCCGAGCUCCAGAUCUGCGCUCGGCUGAUUUUAAAGCCGACUCUUCUAGCUUCGACAGAGCGAGAACGGCGUUGUUCGAAGUCGAUGCUGGAACUCGGAAAAAGAGGCACGAUUGGUACUUCGCAGCUGUGCCGAACUUCUGGACUUACCAGCCGCAAGGCUACUCGUACUACGGCUUUGGAAUACCUGUGGUAUUGAUUCAGUGGCCCAGUGCGCUUCCGAUGCAAAGGCCUCACCAAGUUCACUCCCCGAAUGAUAGUAGCAGGAUAAAAAGCCGAGUCGACCUCAACGACCUGAAUCACGAAGACGAUAAGAAUUUCAAAGGUAAGAAAAAGUUCGGAGAUGAUUACGAGGAAGAUGAUGAGCAUGACGAGUACGACGAGCACAUCCACGUCGAUGAUGAAAGAGAUUACGAGGAAGACGACGUGGUGAAGAACGAAGAGCCGAAUAAAAUAAGGACUGGGCUGUACAGUGGAGGUACGAAGGCGAGGCCGAUUUUUCCGAGUAAAAAGCCUGAUACUGUGAAGAAGCCCUUGCCUACUCCGAAGAAGCGAAGACCGUUGGAACACUGGUUGCAGCACGUCUUUCCGCCGUGGCCGAAGAAUAGGACUGUUGUCAGUAGAAAUUAACGCCGUCAUUCUGCGUGUGAUUGCGCGAUGAUACAUUGUGUCAGUUAUUUUCACAUUUUAUGCAUUACAUAUAAUAUCAUAAUAUUCCAUCGAGUUUUAUAUUCAUCGUAACCACAUGCAUUGAAUACUGUAAUGUAUAUUAAAAGCAAUUAAUCAUUCGCAAUAAAAACUGUCACGAGAAAUAAAUAAUAUUUUAUAACAAAAAAAUCAAAGCCGCAAUUACGAGUUCAAUCUCUGUUCAAUCUUCGAUAAUAGAGAAAGCAAAACCACGAUGGUUGUAAGGGCUUUCAAUCCAGUGUGAUCGUAAAAUUUCAUUUUACCGCCGAGAGCAGCGGGAUCACAUGUGACGCAGAAAUAAAAGUUAUAAAAGAGAAAGUCUGUAAAAAUUAAAUUUAUAAUAAAACGAAAGCACGAAAGAGGAUUGCACAUACUUAUACACUCAAAGUUUUUUUAUCUAUUACUUAAUACUUUAUUAACAAAUACACUCUUCUGCGCCUAUGUACAAUGUGACAAGUCUGCAAACUUAACAAUUUCUUGUUAUACUUUACUACUUCAUUAUUAUAUUUCUUACAGAUAGGCUUGUUUCUCUCUGCUACGACUACUGUAGUUUGUACGCAAGUCGUUAAUUUCUUUUACUGAUCUCUCUUUCUCUCUCUUCCUCUCGCAGUCCUGUGUAUAAAACCGACGAUAAAAUCCCCCUUCCUUCUAAAGUGCAGCAUGUUCAUCUGACAUUGCACCCAGUUUUCAGCAAUUACAAAAAGAAAAUAUACAACUUCUGCGUACGACGAAAUACACCGCGACGAGUCGUAUAAAAAAAAAAAUAAAAGAACGCGUAACAUAGAAUUCCAAUUUCUCCCAAAGUGUACCGUUAAAAGAUACCUCGUAUACGAAUUUCACUACGAUCAUAAUAAGACGAACUAAAUUACGCUUGUAAAAAGUACAAAAUUAGAGAGAAAGCUACGUCGAUUAUAGGUUUGAUUUUCAAGUCUCGCCGUUGAUAAACAAAAAGUUCCACCCUUCAUCUUUUUUUUUCGUUUUCAGUCAAGGUAUCAAUGGAACAUUGCUAUAUCCCAGUAGAUAAAUCUUCCACCGCGGACUGCUAGACG